This is a messenger RNA of Trichomonas vaginalis G3, 768 nucleotides long. Its product is annotated as DDE endonuclease family. Bases 1 to 768 code for a protein of 255 amino acids. The record is from RefSeq and is a predicted model, not a curated record. Gene Ontology annotation, molecular function: DNA binding. The transcript has a single exon. NCBI's taxonomy places the organism in Eukaryota, Parabasalia, Trichomonadida, Trichomonadidae. Gene Ontology annotation, cellular component: nucleus.
AUGCUCCGACGCUCUACCUGUGACGCAAACCAUAUUCGCCAAUUUUUCCUCUCCAAGCAUAGAUACUUUGCCCGCAGGAAGAAGUUUAUUGCGAAUAUGGACGAGACAAUGCUCUAUUCCAAACGUCGCUAUAAAGUUCUUACUGCUGGCCGGAAUCGCUCAGUUCGCGCUGAAAAGUCUCAGCUUCCACAUCUUACAGGGGUCUGUACCAUCUUUGCAGAUGGUACAACUAUGAAGCCAAUGGUGAUACUUCCACAAAAGAAGACCCUUGAUGCGGAAUUGGAAGAUCUGGACGCCUUUUUUGUUCGCUCCGAGAGUGGAUGGAUGAACAAAUACCUUUUUAUGGUAUACUGUAUCAUGUUCAUCUGCAAAGUACAGGAGAAAAGGUCUCAAAUGAAUGUGUUUGAUGCCCAGGUACCUUUUCUCCUAAUUGUAGAUGGUCAUCCAUCCAGGCUCUCUUUCUUGGCCGUUCGCCUCUUGAGCGCCUUCAAUAUCAAGCUUCUUGUUCUCCCAGGCCAUACAUCUCAUAUCUUACAACCUCUUGAUGUUGGGAUUUUUUCUCCCUUGAAGGCCCAAUUCAAGAAGUUGUUUGAUAUGGCGACUAUCCGGUACGAUCAGCAAGGGCAUAUGGUGAUCAAUUAUGUAUGGAACGCCAGAGAACUGCGCUAUAUCAUAGUUCGCAGCUUCCUUGAUGAUGUAGUGUGUCUUGCACAGCUACAAACAUCGAAAAUGCUUUUAAAGCAACAGGAAUCUAUCCAUUGGAUAUGA